UUCCAGCACUUAUAACCAGCUGGUAGCCCAAAAAUAAAAGCAGAAAGCAGAAAAAGUCCCUUAGAAGCUCUUCAUACCGAACAGAGAGGCUGUGACAGAGGAAGUGGGAGACAGAGGGUAUAUUGUUUAUCGGUUUCCAGUACAAGAGUGUGGAAGAAUAAUACACCCCUGUACUCUUGUUAUCUCACAGCCGGUCUGCUCCCACAGCAACAGCCUCCAUCACCAGAGUGAAGGUAGGGACUCUUAGCCGGCCAGCCUCAGAGCACGUCCCUGGAUAUUUCCUGUGAGAGGUACAACAAUCGCCAGGAAAAAUGGGAUGCUUUGGAUUCCUCAAAACCAUGAUGGUUUUUUUUAACGGCAUUAUUUUUUUGGCAGGUGCUGCCGUCCUGGGUGUUGGGAUCUGGGUAAAAGUGGACAGCGGCUCCAUCCUGAGCUUCCUCGGCAAGAUUGAAGAUGCACCAGAAGAGCUCAGUCAGGUGCUAAAUGUUGGCUACCUGCUGAUUGCAAUAGGAGCGCUGCUGCUCGUCAUUGGCUUUCUAGGUUGCUGUGGAGCAGUCAAAGAGAGCAAGUGUAUGCUACUGCUGUUUUUUCUCAUCGUCCUGGUGGUCUUCAUAGCAGAAAUUGCUGGAGCAGUGGUGAUCUUGGUAUUCAGACCUUUGGCAGAUGAGUUGUUUACCAAGUUUGGCACAGCAGCAGUCAAGAACAUCAAGAAGGACUAUGGAGAAAAUGCUGACAU
Messenger RNA from Labrus bergylta (ballan wrasse), 736 nucleotides. The record is from RefSeq and is a predicted model, not a curated record. NCBI's taxonomy places the organism in Eukaryota, Metazoa, Chordata, Actinopteri, Labriformes, Labridae.